GCAUCAUUAUGUGAACAAACUCUUUUUUUUGUAACUGAUGAGUGGAAAAAAGAGACAGGCAAUUGACCGACGGACCUUUGACUAUAUAUAUAUAUAUAUGUAUAUGUGUGUGUAUGUAUGUGCGUGUGUGUGUAUACAUACAUUAACAUUUUGCAUACCACAGUCAUACGUCAUUAGAUACUUCAUGUUGCUUUCAUAGACAUUCCUCUUGGUGACGCUGUGCAGUGCGGUUACUGACAGCAAAACUGCCAUCCGUAGCAUGGAGAAAAAGUCAAGUAAUCAGAUAAAAGAAAACGAGCAAUUUGUUGCUCAGGAACUCAAAGGUUUGUCAAUUUCUGAAAUUACCGAGGAAAUAUUAAUACAAUGUGGUGGAUAUGGUUUAUUUCAAAAGAAACUAACUUUCUUAAUUGGGAUAUUUAUAAUAUUUUAUGGUCAUUCACUUUUAACGAUGGUGUUUAUACGAGAGAAGGUUCCUUUUGCUUGUUAUCCUUCGAAUUUCAACGAAUCCAUGAUUCCACCAAACAUCACCUUGGAUGAGUUCCUAAAUGAAGUAACUGUAGAAGAGGAGAGAUGUUCUGUGUAUAAACUGGUUUCUGAAGAAGGAGUCUAUGUCCUACCCACAAUUAAUUCUACAAUGGAAACGUGUAAAUAUGGUCGAAAGUUCUAUACUAAUGAAAUCUCAUCUAUUGUAUCUGAGUUUGAUUUAGCUUGUGACAGAGCAUGGAUGAAAAACACCGCCGUGUCUGUGAUGUUUGGAGGUUUCUCUGUGGGAAAUUUGGCAUUUGGUAUACUGUCAGACAAAUUCGGCCGAUUCAAAACCUACUGUGCGGCAGAAAUACUUAUCAUAAUUUCCAGCUUUGCCAAAACACAGGCACCAAGUUAUAUUGUCUUCGUUAUUAUAUACUUCUUUGUAGGAAUUGGAUUUUCAGGCAAUUUUGUAAUUUUAUACACUAAUAUUAUAGAAUGUGUCUCUCAAAAGUACAAAACACAAAUGAACUUAGUUACGAACGGAGCCUUCGCUGUUGGAGGAACAUUUCUAGCAGGUGUGGCGUAUCUACUUCGCAAAUGGCAGCACCUAAUUUAUGUUGCAACUGUUCCACAUAUUCUGAUCGUCAUUGUAGCAUUGAAAUAUCUUCCCGAAUCUCCCAGAUGGAUUCUUAGUAAAGGGAGAUCUACAGAAUUUGAAGAGUCCUGUAACAAGAUAGCAAGAACAAAUAAGAAAGAUAAUGAGGAUACUCUAAAUCUUAUUAGGAAACUUCAAAGAGAAGCAGAAAGCAAAUCCAAAUUUGACGAAUAUCUAGGAAAGAGGGAUCACAAGACCUACACUCCAAUAGAUUUGUUAAAAACACGUCGAAGAGCCGUGAUUUCUUUAAACCUUUGGUUUAACUGGCUGGCCAGCAGUAUGAUAUACUUCGGAAUGACGCUAAUAUCUGUUGAUAUGUCUGGAGAUCGCUACAUGAACUUCUUUCUGAUGACAGCCGUGGAAAUUCCAGGCAACAUUCUUGGAUAUUAUUCCUUUAUAUGGUUUGGUCAUCGUAAGCCGCUUUGCUUCUUCUUGAUAUUCGGUGGAAUGAAUUGUAUUGUUUCAAACUUUGUGUCUAAAGUUAACAUUUGGUUGCCUCUGAUAUUAGCUGUCCUCGGCAAGCUUGGCGGGACGGCAGCAUUUGUCGGUAUUUUUCUGACCUCAGCAGAACUUUUUCCAACAGAAGUACGAAACAUUGGAAUGGGUGUAGGUUCAUCGUUCGCUCGUACUGGUGGUCUCAUUGCACCACUAAUCAUUGGUCUCAAUGUAUAUGGCUAUUGGAUACCACUCAGUGUCUAUGGGUUCAUUGGAGCUCUUGCUGGAUUACUGAUCCUAUUAGUGCCUGAAACGAAGGAUUUGUAUCUGCUUCAAAAACUUGAAGAUAUGGAUAAUUUGUAGAGUUUGCUUUAUACGACUUCUCUGUGAGGAAUUAUCUUGAGAAUCGUCUAUCCAUCUAUGUGUGCGAUAGAGCUUUUGGGAAAAGGUGGCGUUUGGUACCUCUCACUAAAACUCCAUCACACACACAAAUACACAAAUAUUAUCUAAUCUCUCAGCUAUCUAAGACAUAGUAUUUCUUUCAGUUUCCUGAGCCCUUUUACUUAAAUCAAGAUUUACAGUGUUGCUGUAUGAAAAGUUUAGUGGAAAUGAUUAUAGCUAGGAGUAACUAGAAAAACACAAGGAUGAAACGCUCCCAAACUUAAACCACUUCAGGGGUAAACAAGCUUUGAUAACUAGCAUUUUCUUUUGGCCGAAAAAUGUUUGUCUCGGAUAACAGUUCUUAUUCCAAUUCCAGUGAUGCAAAUGAGCUUUUUUUAAGACAUUCAAAACUAGCCAAAAUAUGUUAUAGGAAAAACCAAUUAAAAUACAAACAAACUGACGCUGCCAUCAUAACCAUUAUUGAAUUAUUAUAUAUCUCUAUUUAAAAUUGAUAAAACUGGCCCGAGAAAGAUGAUUAUAGAAUAUAAGCAGAAGGAACUGUAGAUAUAAGCAGAAGGAACUGUAGAUAUGUUUACAGAACAACUCUUGGCAAAUAUAUUUUGGGAAUAAGACAACGCGGCGGAAAUCUCGUGGUAGCAUGGCUUGAUUACAGAAAAGUAUACUACCCUAUUCUCCAUUCAUAGCAGCUAUAAUGUUGCAGCCGAUAAACGUAUUUGCUGUCUUAGUUGCUGCUAAUGAAAGGUCCCAAAAUACCUGACCAAUAGCAUUCACACUACUGAAAGCUCGGCUUUCCUUUCACGAGACAAUAACCCACAAUGUAUUUUUCAAACGUAUGACGAUACCUACAUUUAUGAUACUUGACUGGUCUUUAGAGGAUAUUCAUUCUGUAGAUAUUAAAACCUGCAAGAUUCAGACAGUGAUUGCAAGUUACCACAGAAAACAGCGAUAUUGAUACACUGUUUAUCAGAAGAGAAAAGAUAGGACUUGGCUAAGAUCAGUGUAGACAGGCUUUGAGUGUCGUAAAACAUCUACUUAGUAAGAGUAACAAAAAUAAAUUACAUUAAGAACUAUAUCAAAGGGGGAGAGAAUAAUAUUCUAUUAGUCAGUACUGUGUUUCUCAAAAACAAUUCACUUCACAGUCCGCUCGCUUGCGAUCUUUAAAAGUGCUGGACUGACUUAUUUUCCGAAAGACCUGGAAGUGAAACACUACCUACU
This is a messenger RNA of Octopus sinensis (East Asian common octopus), 3175 nucleotides long. RefSeq names its product solute carrier family 22 member 15-like. NCBI's taxonomy places the organism in Eukaryota, Metazoa, Mollusca, Cephalopoda, Octopoda, Octopodidae. The coding region runs from base 260 to 1921 and encodes 553 amino acids. The transcript has 9 exons. Gene Ontology annotation, biological process: transmembrane transport. The record is from RefSeq and is a predicted model, not a curated record. Gene Ontology annotation, cellular component: membrane. Gene Ontology annotation, molecular function: transmembrane transporter activity.